GCUUUGCACUUGGACCUGGGACCCUUGAGCCAGCCCCCUGCCUCUCCCCUGGCCUCAGCCGCCAGGGGGGUUGGGGCUCAGCAGCUCCGCCAGGCGCCAGACGUGAGGGGCUGCACUGUCCCCACCCCCCAGAGCCUGCCCUCUGUGUCCCCAGCACCGUGCUGUUGCUGAACCCAGUGGAGGUGCAGGCUGAGUUCCUCGCCGUGGCCAACAAGCUGAGCACGCCCGGGCACUCGCCCCACAGUGCUUAUACUACCCUGCUCCUGCACGCCUUCCAGGCCACCUUCGGGGCCCACUGUGACCUCCCGGGGCUGCACGGCAGGCUGCAGUCCAAGAGCCUGGCCGAGCUCGAAGACAUCUUCACGGAGACUGCGGAAGCUCAGGAGCUAGCUUCUGGCAUCGGGGACGCAGCCGAGGCCCGGGAGUGGCUCAGGACCAGGCUGCAGGCGGUGGGACAGAAAGCUGGCUUCCCCGGCGUGUUAGCAGACACUGCCCAACCUGGCCAGCUCCGCACCAUCCCCAUCCCUGUCGCCAGGUGUCACACGUACAGCUGGAACCAGGACAGCUUCGACAUCCUGCAGGAAAUCCUGCUCAAGGAACAGGAGCUGCUCCAGCCGGGGAUCCUGGGGGAUGAUGAGGAGCAGGAGGAGGAGGAGGAAGAGGAGGAGGACUUGGAAACGGACGGGCAUUGUGCCCAGAGGGACUCAGUGCUCUCCACCAGCUCGGCGGUCUUCCACGACUCCACCCUGUCCCUCGCCUCGUCCCAGGCCUCGGGGCCCACCCUCUCCCCCCAGCUGCUGACCUCCUUCGUCUCGGGCCUCUCGGACGGCAUGGACAGCGGCUACGUGGAGGACAGCGAGGAGGGCUCCUCCGAGUGGCCCAAGAGGCCGGGCGGCCAGGAGCGCCGGGGCCACCGCAGGCCUGGGCAGAAGUUCAACAGGAUCUAUAAACUCUUCAAGAGCACCAGCCAGCUGGUGCUGCGGAGGGACCCCCGGGGCCUGGAGGGCGGCUCGGGCUCAGGCUCGAGCCUGCCGCUGCGGCGGGCGGGGAGCCUCUGCAGCCCCCUGGACGGCCUGCUGCCGCCGCCGCCCCCCACGCGGGCCCAGCGCUCGCGCUCCCUGCCCCAGCCCAAGCUCAGCGCCCAGCUGCCCAGCUGGCUCCUGGCCCCCGCCUUGCGGCACCAACGCCGUCGACCCUUCCUGAGCGGGGACGAGGACCCCAAGGCGUCCACACUACGCGUCGUGGUCUUCGGCUCCGAUCGGAUUUCGGGGAAGGUGGCUCGGGCCUACAGCAACCUGCGGCAGCUGGAGAACAACCGCCCGCUCCUCACACGGUGCUUCAAGCUUCAGUUCUUCUACGUGCCCGUGAAGCGAAGCCAGGGGACCGGCUCCAGCGCCUGCCCCCCCGCCGCCAGCCAGACGCCCCCACCCCCCACAGACUCCCCGAGGCACCCCAGCCCUGCGGAGCUGGAGAGCACCAAUGACAUCUCCCACUACCUCGGCAUGCUCGACCCCUGGUAUGAGCGCAACGUGCUGGGCCUCAUGCACCUGCCCCCCGAAGUCCUGUGCCAGCAGUCUCUGAAGGCGGAACCCCGGCCCCUGGACGGCUCCUCGGCCCAGCUGCCCAUCCUGGCGGACAUGCUACUGUAUUACUGUCGCUUCGCGGCCCGGCCAGUGCUGCUGCAGGUCUAUCAGACAGAGCUGACUUUCAUCACCGGGGAGAAGAUGAAAGAGAUCUUCAUCCACUCCCUGGAGCUGGGUCACUCGGCCGCCACGCGUGCCAUCAAGGCUUCGGGUCCUGGCAGCAAGCGUCUGGGCAUCGAUGGUGAUCGCGAGGCCGUCCCUCUAACACUACAGAUUAUUUACAGCAAGGGGGCCAUCAGUGGACGAAGCCGCUGGAGUAACAUGGAGAAGGUGUGCACCUCGGUCAAUCUCAGCAAGGCCUGCCGGAAGCAGGAGGAGCUAGAUGUGGAGCUGGACCUCCAGCGGAGUGUGCAGGCAGUGCUCCGGGAGCUCAGCACCCAGGCCCCAGCCCUGCAGAACAACCAAGAAAUGUGGCCCGAGGAGCUGAGCUGCAAACAUAGCCAGCCCAUAAGCCACACGCACACUCCGCCCCACUAA
Leptonychotes weddellii (Weddell seal) is the source of this 2120-nucleotide messenger RNA. The record is from RefSeq and is a predicted model, not a curated record. NCBI's taxonomy places the organism in Eukaryota, Metazoa, Chordata, Mammalia, Carnivora, Phocidae.